CGGAGCUGAAUUGACAGCUGGCAAGCACGCGAACGGGCCACGCGCCAGCGCGAGCCCGGAAGGAAAGAAGCCGAAGGAGCUCUUGACGGCCAUAGCUUCGCGAUGCGCCAGUUCUUCCACAACCUCUGCUCGUACGGCUCCCGUGCGCUGCGCAACCAGCCGCCGGACCGGGAUCAGCCGCCUUCGCGCGCCGUCGCCGACUUGACCGCCCCCGCGGCAGCCGUGCAUUCGCGCUCCCUCGACCAUUCGAUAUUGGGCUUCGCCGUGGACCUCUACCGGCAGCUGUCGCUUGCCGCCGGUAAUGCUGGCGGCCAACCUGGCAUCAGCACCGACAACGGCGGCCGCAAGGACGGUGUGGCCACUGCCACUGUGGCCCCGGGCAACCUGGUAUUCUCGCCCUUGGCAGUGGCCGCCGCGCUGUCCAUGACCCUGGCGGGCGCCCGCUUCCGCACGGCCAAGGAGCUGGCGUCGGCGCUUCACGUUCGCGACGACGACCAGGUCCACGGCCAGUUCGCCGCGCAGCUGUCGCAGUCCGCGAGGCGCGCGCUGAAGGUCACCUUCGAGGUGAGCAACCGCAUGUACGCCGACCGGCAGCACCACGUGCUCGAGGGCUACCUGUCCUUCCUGCGAGACACGUACGGCGAAGGAUCGGUGCGCUCCGUGGGCUUCGCCGAGCACCACCGCGAGGUGCGCGCCGAGGCCAACGAGUGCGUGGCCCGGCUCACCGCCAACGCGGUGCCCGAGCUCCUGGCCGCCGACAGCAUCGGGCCCGGCACGGCGCUGGCGCUCGUCAGCGCCGCGUACUUCUGCGGCGCCUGGGAGUCGCCCUUCCAGCCGGCGUUCACUGGGCCCGACGAAUUCUACGUGGACGCCGAGACCGUGGUGCGCGUGGACAUGAUGACGCAGAUGCACUCGUUCGCCGUGUCCCACUGCGACCAGCUGCAGGCCACCGCGCUCGAGAUGCCGCACCAGGGCGGGAAGACCUCGAUGAUCUUCGUCCUCCCCGACGAGAUGGGCGGGCUGCGCGCGCUGGAGCAGAACCUGACCGCGGCCCUCCUGUCGGACCUGGUGCACGGCCUGCGCGAGAAGCCCAACGUGAUGCUCAAGCUGCCCAAGUUCGUGGUGCAGCAGAGCCUGAGGCUGCGCGACGCCCUGGGCGCCAUGGGCGUCCGCGAGCUGUUCACGAAGCAGGCCAACCUUUCGGGCAUCUUCGAGACCGGUACCCCCGCUCUGUGGGACGUCUUCCACGGCGCCUUUCUGGACGUGAACGAAGAAGGCGUGGUGUCCACGGCGCCCGGGAACGACGACGUGCCCGGGGGCGGGCCCGGGAUGGGCGAGAUCACUCAUUUCGCCGUUAACCGGCCCUUCAUGUUCCUCGUCGGCUCCAGGCGGACGAACCUCUUCUUCCUGAUGGGCUCCGUGCGAAGACCGUGAACCCGCGCCGUGACCCGUGGCUAGUUGCCGCCCCAGCGCGCAGAGACUCGAACCGGAAGUCACUGUGCGCGUCGGCCGCGCCACUUCCGGCGCAUCCGGCGCACUCACGUUCGGGCGAAUUCGUCCAGUUCCGCCACGUCUGCGUUUUGGGCCAAUCAGACGCGACGGGAUGACGAAUGUGGCGACAUGGCGGUGUUCGACGGCGUCCCGACUACCCGAGCGUGGCCUCCGCGAUCAGCUCCGUUCCGUUGCCGGAGCUGAUCGCGGAGGCCACGACCCGAGCGUCGUCUUCUGCGCGCCCGCCUCCCGCAGCUGUUGCAGGGCCGGUGCGCGCGAUUACGCCUGUGCCUGUCUGUGGAAGGCGUUCUGCACGUUCGCGCAGCUGACGCAGCCCAUGCAUUCACCGCUGCUCAAAGCGGCGACUGCGUUGCCGUUUAAUAAAUCGAAACGCAAUUCUGUAUGCAAAGGCGUCAUCUGUGGCAGCC
Dermacentor albipictus is the source of this 1919-nucleotide messenger RNA. Its product is annotated as ipis-1-like. Lineage: Eukaryota; Metazoa; Arthropoda; Arachnida; Ixodida; Ixodidae. The record is from RefSeq and is a predicted model, not a curated record. Gene Ontology annotation, molecular function: serine-type endopeptidase inhibitor activity.